GAUUGGGCGGCGGUACGGUGCUUUUGAUAAGUUUCACUGGGAUCUUCCUGUUCCCCGGAGUUGCCAAUGAGGACGGGCAGUCAGCAGUGCCUUGCAGGGACACGGGAAUCCCGGUGCUCGCUAUGGACAGCCUGGAGGACAAUGUAUCUGGAGUGAGUGAGUGGGAUCACCAGGACCAUCGGCUUUCAGUGCUUGAGCAGAGAGUCCAGCAGCAAGAAGACGAGAUUACACUGCUUAAAUCUGCACUCGCUGAUGCCCUCCGUCGCAUCUGCUUCUACGACCAGCACUUCUCACUGCUGGAAGCCAGCCACCCCGGAAAUCACAGUUUACAAAGUGCCUUCCCUACUGUGGGUCCAACUGGGCGGUCCAGUGCAACAAGGAGCCAGUCUUUGAGUUCAGCCUACGAUUUAUUGCGUCAUACUGGAGAUACUAGUACAAGUUGUAAACACACAAAGGAGAGGAAAGUCCAGGGGAUUGAGGCGUUAUACCAAGCGCGUGUACACCAACCCAGGGGUCAGGCUGCACUGGCAGUGCAUUCAGGGCCCCAGGACUCAGAAUCCACAGUCAGGCAUUCACUAGCCCCACAGUGCCUGUCCCACUGUGAACCUCAUCCCUACCUGAUCCAACCGCAUGCAUCAGUCCAACAACCUGCUGGAGACCACAAGCAACCGCUGUGCUGCCAGGAGAAUGCAAAGAGCCCAGGAUCCUGGCCUGCAGCCCAGGCCACUCAACUUCCAAACAAUGGUGAACGCAGCUGGCAGCUUUGUGAAGGUGGCACCCUCCCAAACCACUCAGGAGAGCCCGGAGGCCGAUCUCAGUUUGAGCCAAGUGCUCAGUGGCCUGCCAAGCUGUCCACGUGCCACCUGAAGGACGAGUCGAGGCUCCAAUCUGCAGAAACACAUUUGUGUACGCAAGGACAAGAUACAUUUCCAAGAGCGGAGACUAACACUGACCUGGAAACAGCCCUCGAGAAUGCCCAUCCUAUCUCCCUACUCCCAUCUCACAGUGCUGCCUCCCAGAAUAUCAUUCAGCAAUAUUCUCAGUGCCCACCCAAACCUCAAUCCAACAGGAGUCUAGACCAGCAGGAUAAGCAUUCAAGCCAGAGCCCAGCUGAGCAGGAUCUCUGUCCUGUGGCUGCUCUGGAUUUGUAUCGGAGCCAGCCUAUAGCAGAGACCCUUUCUCAAUCUCAGGCCAGUCCAGACGCAGCCCCUCUGGAUGCAUCUCUGAGCCAGCCAAGCAAUGAAGUCCAUGCUGUGGCCAUCAAUGCAGAUAUGUCUCACUGUCUACAACAGGAAGACUCAGCACCUCUCACAGCCAGACCUGAGUCUGCUCAGGAUGAACAAACAGCUGAAGGAUCUCCCUCAGUAGCCAGCCUCGAUGUCUCUCAGACUCCAUCUCAAACACAGUCUGAACUGGUGACCAAACUCCUGCCAUGCCUCCAGGAAAGUCAGGAUGAGCUGACUUCUCAACCUCCGGGCCCUCGCAGUGUCAGCCAAGCUGCCCAACAGAGUCCCAGGAACUGCAUCUCUUCAUCAUCACCUGUCAUGACCAACUCUGCCCUCAACAAGAAAGUUCUUUUAAGACGCUGCAGCACUUCAGAUAAACUCGGAGCGCUGCGAGACAGGGCCACAGAGAAUGGAAAACCCAAACUUGUGAGAAAAUCUGCUUCCUCGCUGAAUCUGAUGACAAAAUCCAGGAAUGUGGACAGCCGAACCAAGGAGCUGAUACAGAGUCCAGGUGCUGUUUCCCGGCGUGGAGUCUACAAUCAGGAGGGAAUAUCCAUAAAAAUGUUCCUCCGAGGGCGUCCAAUCACCAUGUACGUCCCAUCCAAACUCCAGAAUACUGAAGACCUCAAGGCUGAGCUGCCAGUGGAGAAACUGAAACUGGACUGGGUCUAUGGUUACAGAGGACGGGAUUCUCGCUACAACCUGCACUUGCUGUCUUCGGGUGAGAUUGUCUAUUUUAUUGCCUGCGUCGUGGUUUUGUUCAACAUCGAGGAGAGGGCACAGCGUCACUACCUCAAACACACCGACUGUGUACGCUGUUUGGCUGUCCACCCGGAUAAAGUGCGGAUCGCAUCGGGACAGGCAGCUGGAGUCGAUAAGGAUGGCAAGCUCCUGUUGCCUUGUGUCCACAUCUGGGACUCGGUGACUUUACAAACACUGCAACACAUUGGCCUAGGCAGCUUUGAGAGAGGAGUCGCUACACUCGCUUUCUCCAAGGCUGAUUCUGGUGCUUUUCUCUGUGUGGUUGAUGAUUCCACUGAGCACAUCAUGUCCAUCUGGGACUGUGCCAAGGGCACCAAGCAGGUGGAGAUUAAGACCACCAAUGAGGCUGUGUUUGAGGUUGAGUUUCACCCAGCAGACAGCUCAAGUGUGGUAACCUGUGGCAAGUCACAUGUCUACUUCUGGACUUGGACUGGCUCCUGUCUCACCAAGAAGCAGGGCAUUUUUGGGAAAUACAAGAAACCCAAAUUUAUUCAGUGUUUUGUGUUCCUGAGAAAUGGGGAUGUGCUGACUGGUGAUUCAGAAGGAAAUAUCCUCCUGUGGGGUAAAGCAGCUGCUGACAUCAAGACACUGGGCAAAGGAGCCAAAGAAACCUAUCAGAUUGCCAAGCAAACAAAGGCCCACGAGGGUAGUAUCUUCACCCUCUGCAUCAUGAGAGAUGGCACACUGCUCAGUGGAGGAGGGAAGGACCGCAAAAUCAUCCACUGGAACCUGAGCCUUACAACAGAUCGAGAGACUGAGAUCCCCGAGCGAUUUGGUGCUGUGCGUACUAUUGUGGAAGGACGAGGAGAUGAUCUCCUGAUUGGAACCACACGGAAUGCCAUCCUGAGGGGCAGUUUUACUGAGCCCUUUACUCCUAUCGUGCAGGGUCACACAGAUGAACUGUGGGGAUUAGCCACACACCCAUUCCGAGAUCUCUUCCUGACCUGUGCGCACGACAGGCAGGUGUGUCUGUGGGAUCAGGAGCAGCACAUGCUGGAGUGGAGUAAAACACUGGAGGAGACUGGACUGUGUGCUGAUUUCCACUGCAGUGGCGCAGUAGUGGCUGUUGGACUGCAGACAGGCAGGUGGGUGGUUCUGGAUUGUGAAACACAGGCUUUGGUUUCCAGUACUGUCGACGGGAAUGAGCAGCUCUCGGUGGUACGCUAUUCCCCAGAUGGUAAUUUCUUGGCAAUAGGAUCACAUGACAACUACAUUUACCUCUACACUGUCAGUGAGAAUGGUCGGAAGUAUAGCCGGUUUGGCAGGUGCAUGGGUCAUUCUAGCUUCAUCACUCACCUGGACUGGUCUCAAGACAGCCACUUCAUCAUGUCCAAUUCUGGAGACUACGAGAUCCUCUACUGGGACAUCGGGGCAGGAUGUAAAUUACUCAGGAAUCGUUACGAGUGCAAGGAUCUGGAGUGGGUCUCAUAUACCUGUGUCCUGGGAUUCCAUGUUUUUGGGGUCUGGCCAGAUGGUUCUGAUGGAACGGACAUCAAUGCACUGUGUCGCUCUCACAAUGAGCGCACCGUGGCUGUGGCUGAUGAUUUCUGCAAAGUUCAUCUCUUUCAGUAUCCAUGUGCCAAACCUAAGGCACCCAGCCAUGUGUAUGGUGGACACGGCAGUCAUGUGACUAAUGUCCGUUUCACACACAAUGACACCCACUUGAUUUCAACAGGGGGCAAGGACACGACUGUGAUGCAAUGGCAAGUGAUGAACAGCAGCCUCGAACGCAGCACUUCCAUCUCGUCCACCUCUGUUUCCUCGCUGGAAAUCCCUUCAGGAGGCAAUGCUUGAAAUGUUUAUUGGGCAGACACUCUCUCUGUGUUAUUUGCCCCUGCCCCUGCCCCUGCCCUUUCUGAAAGUCAAAGGUAAUCGGACUGACAGGUUCACACUAUAGAUACAAGUUGAGAUGAGGUGUUUCUUCAUGAGGGCCAUCCUGAGAUUAUGUAAAUACUGUGCACAUUUUUCUCAGUUGUCCCAUUCUUUACAUUCUCAUCUUGCCCCUAUUACUGAGCGAUGAUGGGAGUGGGGAUAACCUUGAUACUGGAUCUAAAUGUAAAAGAAUUUUAAAAAUUGACUUCUUUUGAAUAGAUAAGGUAGGUUGAAGUUUAGUGGGACUGUGAAUGUUCAAUUGUAGAAUUGCUGGUAAGUGUACAAGAACACCCUGCAGUAAAAUGGGAGACUUGGGAUUGUUGAGUCUUUAUUGAUGUAAGUACGAAUUGUAGAUUUAUUGUGCAGAAGUGGAAGAAGCUCAGUCUGAAGGCAGUGGAAUUAUAAAAUGAUGAGAAAAAGAAUUUGAUUGUGUGCAAGGUGGGUUUGAUGUAUAAACAAUAUUGCAGAGAAUGGGAAGGUGGCUUUUUUUGUAGAGUUGGGGAGGUAAGCCUAUGUCUUUGCAUUUCUUAUUGAACAACUCUUAUUAAUGUCACGUUAAGAAGCAGGGUUGAGCAUGAAGAUCACAGUGUCACAGUGAUGGACAGGAAGGUUGAUUCAAUGUUGCUCCUACAUGGAUGAGUGCAGGUCAGCGGUCAGUUGUCAGGGGCAGAGAUGAACUUUAGUAAGUAACCAUGCCAAUGACUCUGUAUUUGUUAAGUCAACAAAAUGGGGGGGAAAAUCAAUCUUUUGCAGAUUUUGUCCUUGUGAUAGUUUUCCUUUUAAAGUCUGUGAAGUAACUGGGCAAGUGGACAAGUAAGCAAGAAAGUUGCUGCUAGUCUUCUGCCACUCACUGGGUGCUAUAGUUAGGGCGAGGCGAGACCAGCCCAAUCCUCCCCAACUCACUGACUUUGCCAUGCAGGUCAUUGGCAGCUCUGUGGGGAGAUUCAUCUUUACAUUCCAACAGUCAGUGGCACUGCAACUCUACCUGAUAAUGUUCCUGCAUUUCGUUUUCAAAAGUGGUAGUUUUCAUUUGUCUUUUAUAAAUGUUGUCUUCUUGGGAAGACUUGAACUUUAUGGAAAUUAAAUAAUUGGAGCCAAAUAUUUUCACAAGGACCAAAGCACCUUACUCACAGACUAGAUGAUUGUAAACAGUUUUAAACUGUACAGAAAAUGUAUUUUUUUCUUUGAAAUAAAGCCCGAAUUUAACAAUCA
Molecule: messenger RNA, 5072 nt
Organism: Rhincodon typus (whale shark)
Lineage: Eukaryota; Metazoa; Chordata; Chondrichthyes; Orectolobiformes; Rhincodontidae
Gene: eml3
Product: EMAP like 3
Exons: 24
Coding region: 123-3782 (1219 amino acids)
Biological process (GO): microtubule cytoskeleton organization
Cellular component (GO): mitotic spindle
Molecular function (GO): microtubule binding
Source: RefSeq, a predicted model, not a curated record